Brachypodium distachyon (stiff brome) is the source of this 1234-nucleotide messenger RNA. RefSeq names its product isoflavone reductase homolog PCBER. Bases 56 to 994 code for a protein of 312 amino acids. Gene Ontology annotation, molecular function: oxidoreductase activity. The record is from RefSeq and is a predicted model, not a curated record. The transcript is spliced from 5 exons. Lineage: Eukaryota; Viridiplantae; Streptophyta; Magnoliopsida; Poales; Poaceae.
CGCAGCCAGUCGUCGUCAGUCUCCACAGUUUCUGUAGUAGCAUCCCUUGCUGUAGAUGGCGGAGAAGAACAACAACAGGAGCCGGGUGCUGGUGAUCGGCGGCACGGGCUACAUUGGCCGCCCCAUCGUCGCCGCCAGCGCCCGCGAGGGCCACCGGACCUCCGUCCUCGUCCGCGACGCCGCGCCCGCCGACGAAGCCAAGGCCGCCGUCCUCCAGGGCUUCCGGGAUGCCGGCGUCACCCUCGUCAAGGGUGAUAUUUAUGAUCAUGAGAGCUUGGUCGCAGCCAUCAAAUCCGCAGAUGUUGUGAUCUCAGCCGUGGCUCACGCACAACACGCAGAUCAAACCCGCAUUAUCGCGGCAAUCAAGGAAGCUGGGAAUGUAAAGAGAUUCGUACCGUCAGAGUUUGGUAACGAUGUGGAUCAUGUAAAUGCUGUUGAGCCUGCAAAAUCACUAUACGCCGGCAAAGCUGUUAUAAGGCGUGUCAUUGAGGCUGAGGGGAUUCCCUACACAUAUGUCUCUUCCAACUUCUUUGCUGGUUAUUUCUUGCCAAACAUUGGACAGGCUGGUGUGACUGGUCUCCCAACUGAUAAAGUUGUCAUUCUAGGUGAUGGCAAUGUAAAAGGAAUCUUUGCCGUGGAGGACGAUGUGGGCACCUACACUAUUAAAGCUGUAGAUGAUCCAAGAACCCUGAACAAGACCCUGUAUCUGAGGCCACCAAGCAACACUUUGUCGCAUAACGAGCUUGUCUCACUCUGGGAGAAGAAAGUUGGCAAGACAUUCGAGAGGGUGUACAUCCCAGAAGAAAAAGUCCUGAAGAAGAUUCAAGAGUCUCCGAUGCCGCUCAACAUCUUACUGUCAAUCGGCCACUCCGUGUGGGUGAAGGGAGACCACACAAACUUUGAGAUUGAUCCAUCGUCUGGAGUUGAAGCCACUGAGCUUUACCCCCAAAUGAAGUACACUACUGUGGAUGAAUACCUGAACAGGUUCCUUUGAUCCUAGGAUGUCGUAUCGGCAUAAACAUUGGAGGCUAUGUCUUUUAGUCGGAAUAUGUUUUUGCAAUCUUAUAGCUCUAUGACUCUCCCCUCCCCUCUUGUUCCUCCUUUAUUUUCCGUGUUUCGUGUGUACUCUUCGGGUCGAUUCUCCCAACUCUCUUUUGGUAAUAAAUAGCUUGUCGCGACUGUUUUGCUAAAAGAAAUAAAUGAAAUCAGAAUAUGUGAGAUCUUGGUCGUGUGA